Molecule: messenger RNA, 1533 nt
Organism: Cooperia oncophora
Lineage: Eukaryota; Metazoa; Nematoda; Chromadorea; Rhabditida; Trichostrongylidae
Source: the annotation of a GenBank genome assembly
AUGGAUGGUCAUUCCCCUCCACCGGAGUCGAAUGCUCCUCCGGACCAAUCAGUCAGGUAUACUCCGCCUAGAGCGGUUGAUGUUUCUGAUGUUAACCCGAGUCGCGUUGCGGCUGAAUCCUCACAGGUAGUUCUUUCAGUUCCAGAAGAUGAAGUGUCCCCUAUGGACACCUCAGAAGACGUCCCUACCGAUCCGUCGGUAGGCCUCACCGAACCCAGUGCGCCGGUUCUCCUUAUUUCAGGUGCUACGGACGGUGACCAGUGCAGACCGAGCACUCCUGCACCUAGUACAUCUGCUGCCUCUGCGGCAGCCGACGCUGCUUCCCCAACGACCCCGCUGUCAGCCGCAGUAACACCUCCGUCCCCACCAGUGGAAUUGGCGGGUGGCGACGUCACCGAGCAGGGCAUGGCCCAUAUGACCCUGUCCAUGGAAAACCUAGCGGUGGAGGACCUUGCUCCCAGGGAAGCGCAGCCCUCGGCUGCUCCUUUGCCCUCGGCCCCACCGGCGAAGGCUCGACGUUCUGCGUCUGGUCGGCGCCAGGCCCCUGUUGCCAGCCGGGCACCAGCUCCAGCCCCAGCUCCAGCGAGAGCGAACGUCGUCCGUCAGUUUCUGCCGAUGCAUCCGGAAGAAGGUAUGCUACCCCUUGCGGUUUUCAAGAUCACCGCACCAGAAGUGGCGUGGUUCGCGGAUCGUCUAGGACGCUUCGAUAACUAUCAUGCCGAUCCCGAUGCUUCCAAAAUCAAGCUGGCGAAGAUCUGCAACGCAGCGUGUUCAGCCCUGGCUGCCGUCAACUCAGCCGAGGAUGACCGACGUUCUCACUGGGUCGUGGCCAGGGAGACAACCCCAACAUGGUUCCCUAUGCGGCUUCAGUUCACCCUCACGGACAUGUCUUCUGAGGCAGGAUGGACUUCAGGUCGUCACGUCGUUUUAUGGGUUGCAGGUUCGGACAGCCUCAUCCGCGUUAAGGUCGCUCGCGUGGACACCCAUCCCACCCAACACACGCUGCACGUCGUAGUCCAAGCCUUCCCCUGGUCACAGCAGCCUCUCACUAGGGCUAUGCAUGACCUCGGUCGCAACGUAGGCGAAAUUAGAGUGGUCGACAUUUGCGUGAGGCUAAGCAAGAGCACUGCUGCCGCCAACCCGGUUUACGAGAUCGUCUCCCGGGAACUCAUGCUCUCAGACCUUUCUCCAGACACCGUCGGCAGCCGAAUAAUAGAUAUCGUCUUCGCGAAUAUGCAGUUCGGCACAAGUGAUGAACGGUACCUAAGAGAUCUCCCUCCCCCGUCUGACACGGACAGAUCCUUCCGAGUCAGUGGCCGUAGAAUUACCCUGACCCGGGACCAAAAAGACGCCGUCCGCGUCGGUACGGGUAACCUUCCCAUAGUCGCCCUCCAGGCUGCUUUCGGCACGGGUAAGACGCUGGUCGGCAAAGCAAUCGACCACUGUCUGGUAGAAGAUAUUGUGAAAGUCACCUCUAAGAUCUCGAUUGAGAAACGACGUAUGUUUCUAGAAGUGGUGUAUGUGGACCUAUGA